CCGAAGUCUAAGCUUGUCCCACAACCCUGACGUCAGAACAAUGCAGCUCCAACAUUGGUCGCAGCCGUCGAUCCGCCAGGAGAAGGAGGCGGGGUCCAAUCCUUGAAUGACGGCUCCAGCUAUCCUGACACUCGGGAGUCUAGCCAGCCUCCGGGACUCACACGGGCCUUCCUAUUUAACGUUGACUGCUUGUUCAGAUAGCAGAUGAAAGAGACGGACUGCCUAAUAAAUUCUCUUAUCACUGGGGGAUGUUGUGGAUCGUGUGCGGACUGUAUGAAAAGGAGACACAGGGUCGAGGCGGAGCGGACGUUUCACAGGUUGAUGAUCCUUUCUGGCACGGAGCGGGGAAGCCAGCAAAAGUAAAUACAUGGUCUUGGUCUCUAUAGGCUGUUCCUAGACACAGCAGCUCACAUGUAAAGGAGAAAUAGGCGGUGCCUGAUGUUUCCUGGAAAAAUACAGACCCCAGAAUGACACAUUUUGCGUUUGCAGGUUUUGAUACAUUCGCUCAAGUUGGCGCUCAGACUUGGGCUACGAUCCGCAUGUGGGAAGCUUGAGGACCGUCUGUCUAGAACAUUUUGACAGUUAGCCAAUCAAAUCUGGUAUUCAAAUUGGUUCUCUUAUGUCAGUGACCUAUAUCUCAUGCAUGUGCGCCAAAAGCCCACAGUAAACUCUCCACCAGAACACACAGAAUGGGGAUCAACGGGAUAGACAACCAGACGCAGCCCUCCAGCGGAGAGUCCCGAACGGAGGAGCCAGCUGCAGAUCUUCAGAUGGAGCAAAGAGAUGCUCCCCAAGAAGCAGGACAGAGGAAGGAGGACCAGGCGGCUGGCGACCAGUGCAAAAUCGUGCAAGAGGACAGCACCGUGCAGCUGAUCGAGGCCGGGUCCAAGCCGCCUCUCUCCCCGGUGUCUGAACCCGAGGCAGGGGUCCAGGUGGAGAAGCACGGACAUGGAGGCGGGUUCGUCCCACCAGAAGGAGGCUACGGCUGGCUGGUGGUUUUUGCGGCAACCUGGUGUAAUGGGUCCAUCUUCGGGAUCCAAAACUCUUUUGGCAUCCUGCAUUUGAUGCUGGUGAAGGAGCAUGCCAACCCAGAGGACAAGACGUCUCAGUUCAAAGUGGCCUGGGUCGGAGCCCUCGCCAUGGGAAUGAUCUUCUUCUGUUCUCCCGUUGUAAGCAUGUUCACGGACCGGUUCGGCUGUAGAAAGACAGCAGUCUGUGGGGCGGUAGUGGCUUUCAUCGGGUUGCUCAGUACAUCCUUUGCAAACACGCUGAGUCUCCGCUAUUUCACAUAUGGCAUACUUUUCGGCGGUGGCUCCUCCUUCGCCUUCCAACCCUCGCUGGUCAUCCUCGGUCACUACUUUCGUCAGCGGCUCGGCCUGGCCAACGGUGUGGUGACUGCUGGUGCCAGUCUGUUCUCCAUGGGCCUCCCGGUGUUCCUCAACAAGGUGGUUGAACCUCUGGGCCUCGCCAGAACGUUCCAGAUCCUCAGCAUCUUCAUGCUGGUUCAAGCCAUGCUGGCACUGUUGUUUAGACCUUUACUGCCUCCCGGAGGAGGCAUGGGGCCCCCAGGUAUGGGUCCCAGCCCUACCAAACCCCAAACCCAGCCAGGUGCUACCGCUCAGGCAGGGAGCAGGUGGAGCAAGGUCGUGGGCGAGGUCAGGAAGUACUUCAACCUGCGUGUUUUUCACAUUGUGACUUACCGGGUGUGGGCCUUUGGAGUAGCCACAGCUGUGUUGGGCUACUUUGUGCCGUAUGUCCAUCUGAUCAACUUUGUGGAGAAGCAGUUCAAGGAGACAGAGAAGGAAUGGGUGCUCCUGGUUUGUAUAGGUGCUUCAUCUGGGUUGGGACGCCUUGCUUUUGGCAAGAUCGGAGACCACAUUCCUGGUCUUAAAAAGAUCUACAUGCAGGUGGUAUCAUUCAUGGCUCUGGGCCUGAUGUCCAUGAUGAUUCCUCAGUGCAAGGUGUUUGAGGGCCUGGUGGUUGUGUGCGUGUUCCUGGGGCUAUGUGACGGUUGCUUCCUCACCAUGAUGGCUCCCAUAGCUUUCGAGCUAGUUGGGCCCAUGCAGGCCUCACAGGCCAUAGGCUACCUCCUUGGUCUCAUGGCACUUCCCAUGACAGCGGGUCCACCCAUUGCCGGUCUCCUUCAUGAUUACUUCGGGAACUACACAGUGGCCUUCUCCCUGGCGGGGGUGCCACCUAUAAUUGGAGGAAUUGUGCUCUUUUUUGUUCCACUGAUACACCGUAAGCUCCAGAGAGACCAGGCGGCAGGGUCCCCAGAAGAAACGUCCACAACUGCCCACAUGUUGCCCCCCACCCAACCAGCAGAGGAGCCCAAGAACUGCUCUAAUGGAGUCAUCCUACCUGGCUACACUGACAUAGAGACCCACAUCUGAGUCGCAUUGUAAAAAGGGAUUCAGCCCACCAGCACUUUUUCCUCAUCUUUAGAUUGACCUCCUCCCAACCAUGAACUUCCUGUUGGCUGACCUUUAACCCUCUAACCCUCCUGGACUCUCAUCGUUAGCUGUUUUCAUGUGGAGAGAAAUCUAGAAAAGGGGCGCUCUGACUACGAGCCACAGAGAGGAAGAAGAGAAGGACUUCGGAGUAGGACCAUGGACAUGCUAAUGGAGGAUAAGCACAACACAGUCUCAGCUAUGAUUGUUUCAUGAGUGGGGACUCUGUCGUAACAUAAACCUCCAAGAGGAAAGAAAUGAAGAGAUUUUAUCCCACAGUGGUAGUUUCUGUUUUCACAGCUUUUAUCUCACUACCAAGCUGUUUAAAGCAGCAAAGUACUAAGCUUUCUUUUUUGUUUCUGUGCAGACACAUCAAGGUAAGAGGCAUAUGAAAAUAAGACUUAAUGAAGGGAUACAUUCACACUUUCUUUACUUACUACUUUAUGCAUCUAAUUUCCUAACACAUCACACAGCACCCUGUUUAGUUUGAGUAGCUGAAAAACAUCUUUAUCUCAAAUUACUUUCAUUGUUCUUCUUUUCUGCUGUGAUGGCUAGAAGGGUAACAUUUUAAAUGUCAUAGGACAGACAAUUUAUCUGAGAGAUCAGCCACCUGACGCAAUCACCUCAGCUAAACCGCACACUGUAACACACAGUCCUCACACCACCCAGGCUCCAAAAACAAACUUCACCAAAUGUACCACUCUACCAGCCUGCCUGCCUGGGAUUUAUACGCCAUAGACCCUAGAGUUUUAGAUAUGUCCAUGGUUUGAAUAUACAGGUCAGUGACCUUUUAGCUUAAUGCAGGGUAAAGUACACAGUCAAAGUCAACAAGGCAGAAAGCUGCCCGAAGUGAUGAAACUUAAGACUACUUGAUAGGUAUUCUCUCCUCAGCCUUUUACAGCCUUAACUGUCAGUGUCAUCAUGCUCUACUGUUUUAACCGGCAUUCAAAGGUUUUAGCAGGGUGCUUGACAAAUCCGAGUAAACUGUGUUUGUUACAACUCUCAAUCAAUGUUUUUGUAUUGUGAACACUGUGUACUCUUUAAAGCGGAAAUCAUGCUAUUGUGAAGAUUCAAGAGAUUGGUUGCUGAUGGUAGCAUCGAUCUUUGUCAACCUCAGAGAAGGCAUAUUGUAUCAUUUUAUCCUGAACUUUUCCUCUCUUUGAAUGUGUGUGUGUGUGUGUGUGUGUGUGUGUAUGUGUGUGUGCGCAUGUGCAUGCGUGUGGGGUUGUGUGUAGCACCUGCUUUUUUUUAGUAAAUACAGUGGUGUGUUUUUAUGCAACUGUGUUACAAUCUAUGGAUAAGUAGUGACUACUGAAGCUGCCAAAUGGCCCGAGCCCUCAUCAUGCCAUCUCACGGAUAAUCAAACAAUUUUUGCUGCUUUAGUUCGUGUCAUGAGGGCGUCACUCACUGUGUCGGUAGUAAUGAAACUUAAACGUCUCAGCUUUAUUGAGACAUUCUUUUUUUUGAGUGGAUAGUUGCAGUUAUUUUUAUAUUUCACAAACACUUGGACCAUGUGGUUUGCACUCUCAGAUUUGGAAUUCUCUUAGACAGUUAGUUUUAAUAGACAGAUCUGAAGUAGAACUGCAAUAAUUGAGUGUUUGACUCUCUGAUUAAAUGCGUAACCGAAUAGUAGCAAGAGGGGAAUUUUAGCGAGGUGUUUUCCUUUCUUUCCGUCUCCCUCUCUGCUCUCACUGUCAUUAUUCAGUUGGCUCCUGUGUCACUGCGCUCACAAGCCUACAAUGCUACACGAACCUCACUGCUGAGUGUAGCCACUUUGAGGGUAUUACUAUAGGACAGUUCUGGACAGGUGACAUACACCAAUACCUCAGUAAUUAAACAAUCCUCAGCAGCCCAGCUGAACGCAUCAAUACUCUGCAUUACUUUUUAGCGUGUUUGUUCCAUGUGUGUGGUGUGUUGUUGUAAUGUAAAUCAGGUCUCAGAGCCACAAAGCUGCCAAACAUCUGGUUUCAAUCAACUUCGCUUCCUCAGAAACCUCACUAGUGUCCGUUCGGUGCCACAGUUUUGGAAAAGUCAAACUGACAUCCCUCAUACUCUAACAGUCGGUGCAUUAUCAGUUUAGAGAUGGACUCCUCUUUAUUUUUCCUUCAUAACCUUUUGUGUCUUUGUUCUGAAUCCACACCAUUCCUUCAUUAGCCUCUCUUCAUCAUUGAAGCUGUUACAUAGACGUGUAAUAUUCUUAAGUAAAGAUAAUAGAGACACUGAAUGGUCAUAGUAUGGAACCAUACAAUGGUUACAAUAUAGGCCUCUAGUUGACUAAGGCAGUGUUAGGCUGUGCAAAAAAUGUAGAGUAAGGAAAGUUUAAGGGAGCGGUGUAUUCACUGGGCCAAGCUAGUACUCUGUUGAACUCAGUAAUAUUUUUUGCAACCAGCCUCAAAAUCUACACAUCGGCUUGAAGCAGUAGUCCUAUAAAAGCAUGGGUACAUCACUCAAAGUGACUCAUGUGACAGUAUUUUGUUUCCAAAGUGAUUUAAUGGAAUCAGUGUCCUGCCUAAUAAAUAAGUGAACUGUGAAAUUAUAUUUAAUUGUUGAAUGUUAUGAAGGUUGCAGGAGAAACUUUCUAUAAAAAAAAUGCAUUUAAAAUGUCCAGUUAGACAGCAUUGAUUCAAAAUAUAAUUUUGACAUAUUUGCACUUAAAGUGUUGUGUCAAACUGGCGGCCUGUGGCCUCUAAAUCUAAGAAUAUAGCGAAUUAAUUUAAAAGACCACAGAGGGCUUCCCCUCUGAUCUCAGCAUGGCUGAGAAUAUUGAAUGUGUUUCCCAAACAAAACGUGUCCGUCUCUACAAAAUGUAGUAGAAUUGUUUAGUUUCUGUUUCUGUUGUUUUUUUUGUUUGACUGUGAACUAAUUUUUCACCCCCAGUUUUUACAUGUUAAAUACGUUGUCACAUUGCUAGCCAGCAGCUUGACAUUGUUUCGUGAUGUAAACCGUAUAUUGACAGAGUGAGACAUGACAGUAACCUCAGUUGAAAACAUAUCUGCCUUACAGUUACUGAACAGCUGUGAUACAUCAGAACCAGAUUAGAGACAUCUCAUGUGUUGUGACUUUAUCAGAUUUAAUGUGAUUUUUUUUUUACUUCUGUUUCUUUGUUGUUAUCUGUAAAGUCAUUAUUAAUCUUAACAACCUCCUUCAUUGAUUUCCAACUCAUGCAGUUUCUGGUCAGAACCAGCUGGAUGCUUCUUUUUUAUUAGAAAAUAUAUCAACAUGUGUACUUUAUAUGUUUUGUAAUGAUUUUUAAUCAAACUAAAACCGUUUUUAAUGUGUUUGUUCGUUUGUUUUAAAUCAUUGAUAUUUUGUUUAGUGUUGUUAGUGAUACAUUUCAAUGACUACUGGAAAAAGAGGAGAUGUGAAGCUAGUUGAAUGGUUCACAAUUGAAAGAAUAUAUGUCAAAGUGAAGGAGCUGAAUGAAUGAAGAAUGACACAUUAUACCUGGAUGGUGAAUCUGAACAUUUGUUUAGCCACUAAAGUCCUUUCAUCUAUGCAGCAUCACUGAACUUGUAGUCCACUUCUUUAAAGCUCCUGUGAGGAACUUUCAGUUUCUGUUGAUUUUAGCGCCCCCUGUGAAGAAAGCAGUACCUCUUAUCUAUUUGCUGAUUUUACAUUAUACAUUAUAAUUAGUUUAUCUGACAUCUACCCCGACAGCAUUAUAAAUGAUUACAUAGAAAUACUCAACCUUUAUGCUGAUGAUUUGAUUUGCUUUAAUAGGUCAUACAGAGGUAAUAUAUAAGUCUGUUUCAUGCCCAGUUAAAAACUCCUCACAGGAACUUUCAGUCAGAACAUGUCAAACUCUAAAAGAUUCUCGUUUGCUCUCAAAUGUGCAUUCAUCUUCUCAAGGACAUUCUCAAACAGCCAAAUCUUCAAUGGAGCCCAUUACCCAAACAAUAACUUCUUAUACUACAUGUUUUAUUUCUGCAUGUUUCUGAUGUUUUUAAGACUUCCUUCUUCUGACUGUUUUGGGACUUUUCCCGGACAUUCAAAAUAGUGGGAACUUGAACAUUCCCCUCCAGGGUUUGUUUUUCUUUAUCUUCUGGUGCUUUCCUGUGUCAAACAGUGAGCAGGUCAGAGCUACAGAGAUGCACAGUUGGAACAUAAUUAGGCAUAGGCUUGUACAAAACCUCAUGUCAAGAUAACACUUGCAGACAUUAUUUGGUUUUCUUUCAUUAUAAUAAAAGACAACACUUUUCUACUGCUUGCGGUCAAUGUGUCAUUCACUCCUUAAUUAGUUUUAUUCAACUAAGGCUUUUCAUCUAGCAUUCUGGCUGCUGUUAUCUGUCAGUAAGCUGUCAAAAAUCAGAGCUCCGACUCUCUCUUUAACCUUAUUACAAAUUUCCUUUGGCAGAAACAACAACUGACUUGAAACAAAGCCAGACUACUACAACAUUGAACUUUGUCAUUCUGCUCUGCAGCGUGCCAUUUCUCUGCUCCUCUGACCUCAAUCUGUUUAACUGGAGUGCUUUUUUCCAGCCAUAAAAACAAUAUGUGAAAUAAGAUAGCUGAAGGUCUAUGUAUCGUGAAGCUGAGCCGUGAUUUGCAAAAAUUCAACAUGCAACAGUCCUCUUUUAGUAUCAAACUGUCUCAGCUGUUUGAAGAAAGCAUCAUCUUUUUAAUGGAUGUAUAGACCUUUAUAUGCUCCCCAUGUUGUAAUCUCUGUAUUAUUCAUGCAUAGUUUCCAUUAGCUGGACUAUAGGCAGUCUGUUUUCACAGCUCUAGCUGCUCCAGCUUUUUCUGGUGAUAAAUCUCAUUUAUGUCUCUGUAUGGUCUCAGGGCAUCUCUCCAUCCGGGCUUUCCCAUAGCCUUACAUGUUCAUAGAAGAGAAAAAUGUCAGCGCUGGGCUCUGCUUAACUUUUCUGCUGCAGUUAAACCUCUUUGGCCUGUCCUUCCUACACAAGCUAUACCUUUUUAUAAAAGUACCUGUCUCUGUUUUAGUCAUUUUACAAAACAUUCUAACAAGGCCAGUGAUGCCACAAAAUCUGAAAUCAAGUCAUGCUGCUAGAAGAAUUCAUGUAAUUUUGUGUUUUUGUCAGAGUAAUUUUGGAUCUGUAUCAAAAGAGGCACAUUUUUUUCUAUUCAACUGACAAUAAAGACGUAAUAUGAAAACCA
Messenger RNA from Notolabrus celidotus (New Zealand spotty), 7565 nucleotides. It is a transcript of the gene slc16a2, whose product is annotated as solute carrier family 16 member 2. Bases 690 to 2393 code for a protein of 567 amino acids. Gene Ontology annotation, biological process: transmembrane transport. Gene Ontology annotation, molecular function: monocarboxylic acid transmembrane transporter activity; thyroid hormone transmembrane transporter activity. Lineage: Eukaryota; Metazoa; Chordata; Actinopteri; Labriformes; Labridae. The record is from RefSeq and is a predicted model, not a curated record. The transcript is spliced from 7 exons.